CUGCCACAUAAACACUCAAGAAGAGGUCGCCGUGGGCAACACUGACUGCAGCAAACAAUCAGCUAAGCUACUACAACAUCUGCGCUGCUAAGCUUAACUGACCGAAAGGCAAGAAUAAAAAAAUGGCAACAGCUCAAUCUCCUCUGGAUCCAGAUGUAAUGAGAGAGGUUCUUGAAUGCCCCAUCUGCUUGGAAACCUACAACCAGGAUCAAAUGAGACCUAAACUCCUGCACUGUGGUCACACAGUGUGUCGGCAAUGUCUGGAGAAGCUACUGGCGAACACCAUCAAUGGAGUGCGCUGUCCGUUCUGCAGCAGGGUCUCUCGAAUGAGCAGCAUCUCUCAGUUGGCUGACAAUAUCACUGUGCUGAAGAUCCUAGAUUGUGCAACAUCCGGCAGUGCUGCUGCUGCUGCCUUCAUGUGCAACUCCUGCUACAGCCGCCUAGCACGUCAGUACUGCCAUGACUGCGCCAUAUUCCUCUGUGAGCUCUGUAAAGUAGAGGGUCACCUGAAUCAAGGUCAUUCAGUUCAGCCAAUCAGGGUGGCUGCAGAGCAGCGGCGUAAGGAACUCGACAGAAAACUAACAGCUCUGCGAGGGAUUAUAGGCCAAAUUCAGAAGAAGAAGGCCGUUAUUGACAAUAUUUCCAAAUCUUUGAGACAGAAGUGUCACGCAGUGCAGCAGAACUAUGCUGCAGCAGAACUACGUCUUCAAGAGGAGCUCACCAAGUCAAGAAGAACAUUCAUGGCUGCCAUGGCAGAAGUAGAAAAGCUAAAUGAGCAUGUCCUGGAGGAGCAGGCCUAUCUUCUGAACAUUGCAGAGGUAAAGGUUGUGUCACGCUGUGAUUACCUGACAGUGCGUGUCAGGCAGAGUGACAUGGACUUGCUGAAGGAUGAUGGUAGCAAUGACAAUGAAGAGGAGCUGGACCUUGGGAACAACUUCCCCGCCGUGUUUACCCUUCAAGAACCAGUGCUAGAAAAGACAGUCCACUCUAAAUCUGUAGAAAUAGGCCAGUUGACCACAAAAGUGUAUACUGUCAACACAGACAGCGAGGAAGGCAGGCUGGAGAAUGCAUUUGAGGGUGUUCUAGAUGGAGUAACCGUAGCCAAAGGGGUGACAGGUGAUGAAAUAGGCACUCAGGAGGAUCUUUACAGAGAUAUUGAUAUGGCUACAAUUGUGGAAGAAGCAGGUUCUGACUCAUUGGCUAGCUUUAAGUCAAAGUCAAUGGAUACAGGAGGGGAGUCACCUGGUGGCGCUGGGGCAAAUGCAGGGCCUUCAGUCUGCCAGUUUGUGAAAACAAUGGGCUGUAAGGGAAAUGUACCCGGCAUGUUUAAUUUGCCAGUUAGCAUCUGUGUAACACUGCAGGGUGAGGUUCUAGUGGCUGACCGUGGUAACUACCGUGUUCAGAUCUUUAAUCGCAAAGGUUUUCAGCGUGAGAUUCGCCGCAAUGCUAGCAGCAUUGACAACUUUGUCCUGAGCUUUCUUGGUGCUGACCUGCCUAACCUCAUCCCCUUAUGUAUUGCUGUCACCCCUCAGGGAUUGAUCGGGCUCACGGACAAUUACGAUAACUCAGUUAAAAUCUACACCAUGGAAGGACACUGCAUUGCCUGCCACAAGAACCAGCUGAUCAAACCUUGGGGUAUUGCUGCCUUGCCAUCUGGCCAGUUUGUGGUGUCAGAUGUGGAAGGUGGCAAACUGUGGUGUGUGGCUGUGGACCGCAAUGUGGGAGUAGUCAGCUACAACAGAUUGUGCUCUGCAGUGCGACCAAAGUUUGUGGCAUGCGAUACAGCUGGAACGGUCUAUUUUACCCAGGGCCUGGCUCUGAACUUUGAAAAACAGCACAACGAGCCCCACCUGGAAGGUGGUUUCUCCAUUGGUUCAGUGGGCACUGAUGGGCAACUUCGCAAGCAGCUCAGCCAUUUCUUCUCAGAGACAGAGGACUUCCGCUGCAUCACAGGCAUGUGUGUGGACGCCAAUGGGGAUUUAUUGGUAACAGACAGUGGUAGGAAAGAAAUUCUCCAGUUUCCCAGAGAAGGAGGAUUCAAAAUUCUCAUCCAGGAAGGGCUAACCUCCCCUGUGGGAGUUGCUAUCACUCCAAAAGGGCAACUGCUCGUGCUGGACUGUUGGGACCACUGUAUCAAAGUGUACACAUAUGUUCAGAGGAGGAGCUCUUCCAUCUCCUAGAGGAAAAACGCAGUCUAACUGCACAGGACUUUGAUUACGGGAGGUUUACUAGUUAUGUGUUCGAAAAUAUGGAUGCUGGAAAAUGUUAAAUUGUUGGUUUUAUAACUUAAAUAUUUGAUGUUUGUAUGACUUUAAAGUCUGGUUGUGACUACGAAUGAAAAGCAUGAAUCAACUAUUCGGGUAAUUUGAGUCCACGGAUAAUACAGACAAAUUCACAAAGUCAAACUUGGGUCGUGAAACUUCCUAUGAUUUUAAUAAAAAAAACAAACAAACAAAAAAAAAACAACAGAACGUGAACAUGUUUUCAACUUCACAGUAGAAUGCAUGACUUUAACACUUUGAAUUACAUGGAAACCAUGUUUUUCUUUUUCUAUUAGCAGAUGCAAGAUAUUUAUUCAAAGCCUUUCUUGAAAACCAUUGUUCCAGUCAGGGGGCAUUGUAAAUUAACCUCACUGGAAAUGUCUACAUUAAAUUGCAAAUUGGAGCUAUAAAUUAUACUUUACUGCUCAAACACUUAUUUGAAACUGAUUAGUCUAUUAAGGAUUUGCCCUUAAAUUGCAGGAAAAUCAUGUUAUUUCAAUUACCCAAAUAGCUGAGUAUUACAGCUCGUCAUAGUAGACUAUUUUGACUAGUCAUCGCAACUCUACUUCAGAGGUUAAAGGAUUUUAGUUGUGAGUCUGCACUGAAGUUAUUUUUGGAUCAGCGGAUCGUUGGUGUAUUGUACCACUAAUGUGCAGGCAAAGUACGUACAGGGAUUUGUCCUUCCUUAUUAGCUGUUAUAUCCAUUAUGCAUUUUGCUCACAAAAAUGCCAGUAAGAAAAGCUUAAAAUAAACCUGUAUUUACAUGUAGAAUAAAGU
Molecule: messenger RNA, 3038 nt
Organism: Thalassophryne amazonica
Lineage: Eukaryota; Metazoa; Chordata; Actinopteri; Batrachoidiformes; Batrachoididae
Gene: trim32
Product: tripartite motif containing 32
Exons: 2
Coding region: 123-2180 (685 amino acids)
Molecular function (GO): zinc ion binding; protein binding
Source: RefSeq, a predicted model, not a curated record